Molecule: messenger RNA, 1038 nt
Organism: Medioppia subpectinata
Lineage: Eukaryota; Metazoa; Arthropoda; Arachnida; Sarcoptiformes; Oppiidae
Source: the annotation of a GenBank genome assembly
AUGGAUGACAAAAUAUGUCUGAUUUGCGGCGACGGAGCCAUUGGCAAAAACUUCGGGUCCGUGUCGUGUGAGUCAUGUAAGGCAUUCUUUCGAAGAAACGCCGCAAAACGUGAGGAAUACGUCUGUCUUUAUAUCAAAAAAUGUAAAAUUGGUUUAAAUACACGAAAAUUUUGCCGAACCUGUCGUUUGGAAAAGUGUUUCGAUGUGGGAAUGAAAGAGGAUUGGAUACUAAAUGACGAGCAAAGAGAGGAAAGGCGUCUCAAAAUAGAAGCCAAACGACUGAAGAGGAAUAAAAAUGCCGACAAAUGCGAAGACAAACUCGAGACCAAACAUAUGUCUAAUGAAUCCGCCGAUGAAAACAAUAAUCUGAAGAUUGAUGUCUUGAAUACCGAAAUCAAUGACUGGACAACUGGUCCGCAGAGUAUGGAUCACGAAGUCUUAGCGACCGAUACGAGUAACUCAAUUGAUAGCUUAGGCUCAGGGUAUGAAUCGGCACUCAUUCCAGUGGUCAGACCCGUACUUGUGAUCAACAAUAACUUCAACGCUUCGGAACACCAAUUCUUCAGCGAACUAUUGUCGGCCAUCAGUCAACUGCAUCUGAAUGUGGAUCCCGUGGCCAUCCAUGAGCUCAAGACUUUUGAAGAGUACAGACAUUCAAUGUUGCCGAAGAUGGAGAGCGACUUCAAAGUGAUGGUAAACGUGUGCAAGAGUUUGCACACAUUCCGGUCCGUCUGCGACAGCGACCGAAUGGCACUCUUCAAGCCGGGAACCCGUGAGGCGCUAAUGUUGCACGCGUUCGGCCAUUUCUAUGAUCAUGGUAACCAAUGUUGGAAUAUAAACAUGGACGAUGGCACAGUAUAUGUGCUUAAACUGGAUGUAUUGAAACAAAUGCCAGGCAACACUUAUUCGGUGGCCAAACGCUUAUUGUAUAAUAUUGCACACAUCAUGGACUCCGAUCAUUAUAUCAUUCAAUUGGUAUUAAUACCGAUCCUACUCUUCAAUCCCGAGCGACCAAACCUCACGCAUAAAGACUUAGUA